GCAAGCUUACAGGUGUAUAUUAAUAAGUACAGGGAUAAAACACACCUUUUAGUAGCCUUUGUCAUGUUAGCAGGAACUGGCCACCAUCUUGAAAAUGGAUUGUGCAUGGAUUAGAUUGGGAUGGGUGGACCGUAUCUCCAUGAGUGUGAUUGUUGGUGUGGUGAUCCUGCUAUGUACCCCGGUACCUGGGAGCGGACACGAAGAGAAGCCCGAGGGAAAUGACCUGUGCGGGAUGAAAUGCUCAUGUCGGGCAACUAUUGUUCGAUGUUUUGAGUUGGUUCACUUCCCAAAGUUUUUUCCUCAGAACACCACAAAAAUCUACUUUGAACAACUCGUGACGGAACUGCUACCCGCUGACGCGUUUAAAAGCAUCCCGAUGGUGAAAACAAUCGAGUUCAGUCGAAGUAACAUUGGUCGUAUCGCGGGGUGUGCCUUCGAUGGUUUACCUUACCUUGAGGAUCUGUAUAUGGUCAGAACUGUAAUCGGAUCUAUCGCUACAAUGGCCGUCAGUAACAUUGCUCCGUCCGCAUCGGUUGUCAUGCAGUAUGUUACAGUUACUACACUUGAAACGGCUGCGUUUUCUCACCUGACUAAUCUCACUAUUUUUCAAAUCGGUAACUGCACGGUUCACGAGAUGGAGCCAAACGCGUUUAGUGGCAUUUCAAAUGUAGAGAAAGGGUUCAUUAUAACUACAACGAGGCUGUUGGAUUUCAAUGGUCCGUUCCUCGACGAUAUGCAGUCUGUUGGGAAAAUUGUCUUUACAGAAAAUACAAUGGGUUCCUUCCCAUGCCUCGCUCUGGACAGUUUGGUAUCACCAGUCAACCAGCUCACCAUUUCCGACAAUAACAUUAACUGCACGUGCGUCAAGCUAGGUACAGGUGACCACCUGACCGAGGACGAGUAUGUGAAAAAGCAGCUGAUGAAAAGCAUGUGCGUUGGAUUAGAGGCUAGCGAGAAAAUGACGGUAUCAGAAAGGCUUGCCAAGAGCUCUUGCAAACAAACGAAAUGUGCAUCCUUCCAGUCUAGGGAGGUAUCACGGUUAUCGUGUAAACCUGAAAGAGCCCGGCCAGAUGACCCCAACCCUAAUUAUUACGACGGAAAUGCCGGAAAUACGUCACCGAUAGCGUUACAAACAUUGUCUCUACUUAUUUUGGCGUCUCUUCUGUUUAUAUUGACAUGACCACAUUAAAAAGGUAAUAAGUAUUUUGAAAACCGUAAUAGAGCAAUAUUCUCUGACAAAAAGAAUAUGCAAACACUGAGACGCCAUCCUUCGACAUGUUUACGGUCGUACCUGUUGGAAACGUGGUCAACCAGUACACUUAAUAGUCAUCGCUCUACAGUAUACAAAUAUGUUUUGUAGCAUAUUGGUCAUAUCGGUAAUUUUUUCCUCGUUCCUGUUGACCAGAAGAACCCAGUGAUUUGUGUUAUGCUGCGCAUGACGUCCUCUUGCCAAUUGAAUUGUUUAUGAUAUCUGUUAACAUGAUGGCAUUAAAACUUAUAAAAUAACAAA
Molecule: messenger RNA, 1510 nt
Organism: Mizuhopecten yessoensis (Yesso scallop)
Lineage: Eukaryota; Metazoa; Mollusca; Bivalvia; Pectinida; Pectinidae
Exons: 2
Coding region: 95-1180 (361 amino acids)
Cellular component (GO): extracellular matrix
Source: RefSeq, a predicted model, not a curated record